Messenger RNA from Monopterus albus (swamp eel), 1330 nucleotides. RefSeq names its product testis expressed 9 (gene tex9). Bases 108 to 1307 code for a protein of 399 amino acids. The transcript has 13 exons. The record is from RefSeq and is a predicted model, not a curated record. NCBI's taxonomy places the organism in Eukaryota, Metazoa, Chordata, Actinopteri, Synbranchiformes, Synbranchidae.
UGCUAUGCAACCAGAACUGCGUCGCCUUUCUGUGCUUUGUGCUUCAAUGGCUGAAAGACGUUUUGGUAAAAAGGUUCAGUCCGCCGUUUCGCAGAAUGAAUUAAAACAUGAGUGGCAGUAAAACCCUGGGGCAAUACAAGACCAAAAAACGCCCUUCCUCUAGCACUAAGGCUGAGAGGUCCAAGAGGGUUGAAGUAAGACUUCAGGCAAAAUCUGCCUCUGAUCCCACAAGGACCCACACAGAUGAGCUUUUGGCUAAGGAGGAACAAUACAAAAUCUUAAAUGCAGAGCUGGAAGCCAAAACAGCAGACCUGGUACGACAGGCAGAACAAUUAAUGAAAGAGCAGAGUGAAAUGCUGUCAAAGCCCCUGUCCACCCUCCUGCUCACGGAUAUCAAAGAUGAAGAAGAAUCAAGGACAUUAAAGCAGUGCACUGGGAGGGAGCCUGGUUUGAAGGUGGUGACCAAAAAAAGGGUCACAUCAGCAUCACAAGACAUGAAUAGGGGAAACCAAGGAAAAGAGCCUCUCAGUAAACCAGCAACCUCAGAGGUGUCUCAUGUAGAUGAUUCAGGGCCUGAGUAUUUCCUGGCGAAAACGAUACGUAGCAUAGAGGAGAAGAUGAGCGACACUGUCACUCAUGAAAAUGUUGAGGAUGAUCAUGAUGUGCUAGACACUGGAUGCCAUGUAGGCUCAGGCAUUUCAGAUGCUCAAAUACGUGUUCUCAAGGCAAAACUACAGAUAAUGCAAGAGGAGCUAGAUCAGCUUUCAUGUGAAUAUUAUAAGAAGGAUGAUGAAAACACUAAGCUUAGUGCAAAAAUUAAGGAGCUUGAGGAGGAGCGAGCCCGACUGCAGAAGACCAUGAGCAUUCAGCAAACACAGAUCGAGAAGCACAGAGCUUUAGCAGAGGAGUCUGACAAAAAAUGUGAUGGUCUUCAAAUGCAAGUGUCUAGUUUACAUAAGGAAACAGAAAAUCUGAAAAGAUCCCACAAACAAGCCGCAGCCAUCCAAGGCACAGUGGAGGUUCGUCUGAACAGAGCUCUGGAGGAGGUGGAGAGGCUGAAGACUCAGCUGAACAAGAUGCAACAGAUGAACAAGGACAAGAUAAGUGAGGAGCAUCAGAGUAAAGAAAAUCUACUUGCUGAAAACAAGAUGCUAAAAAAACAGAAGGCAGAACUCAUUGUGGGUUUCAAGAAACAACUCAAACUGAUUGACAUCCUCAAAAGACAAAAGAUGCACUUUGAAGCUGCCAAGCUGCUGUCGUUCACAGAAGAUGAGUUCAUGAAAGCUCUAGACUGGGGGAAGCCAUAAACACUGAGACUCAGCAUUUUAUU